Molecule: messenger RNA, 735 nt
Organism: Ambispora gerdemannii
Lineage: Eukaryota; Fungi; Glomeromycota; Glomeromycetes; Archaeosporales; Ambisporaceae
Source: the annotation of a GenBank genome assembly
AAAGUCACACUGCAAGGCCAAGAAGUGUUCUAUUUUCUCAUUGGAGAUCCUACAGCAGUAUGCACUCUAGUCGUAUGGGAGAAUGGUAAAUACUUUAAAGAAGGCGAUGUCAUAAGGAUUACGAAUGGCGAAGUAAGACUAUACGGGGGAAAAAUGGAACUAACAGCGGUAAAAAAUAGCGGAACAGUCAAACGCUAUGAUCAGUACUGCUUUAAGUUUGUGGAUUCAGAAGAGCCUAAUCUAUCUAAAUAUGACUGGAUCGAAGAUCCGGACAGUAUGGAACCAAAGACGCACUUUAUCCCAGUGUAUGGCCCAGAGCAAACACCUGCCUUUCCUAAACCCGAACAACCACCAAUAACACCAUCACAGAUUUUACCACCAUCUUCACAACAGCAGGAACAGCAACAAAAUCGGCAACCAAACCUUCCCCCAGCUUCGUCAUCAUCACAGGGUCCUCCACGAAAAAACUCGCCGCAUCGAUUUAAUUCUGAUGGUCAACGGUCAUCACGUCGUCCAUCCGGAUAUCAGCCAUAUCGAAAAGAUGUAACUCGCGGAGUAAACACUAAUCGCUCGCGACCACAAGAGCUACGUGACUAUGAUCGUCGCGAUUAUGACAGACGAGAUAGUCGUGAUGGUCGAGAUAAUCGUGGUAAUAUGAAUAGUGGUGCUGGUGGCGGUGGGAGAGAUUUUGUGCAUCGUGAUCUAGAUAGACCAGAAGAUGAGCAAAUGAGUUAG